UCCUUCAAGCCACCAGGAUUGGACUGGGUUGCACCUGGCAACGACCUACCUAUUUAUCUUGACUCAUCUUGGAGAAGACUCCUCAAAACCGGAAUGGAUGGAUUCGGCCAGAAGUUUCCAGCUGCCCUACCCCAAGCAACAACUGCUGGACACAGUGUCUCUGCUCCCGUCUCACAGCCAGCCACCCAGGAUGUAGAAGACACUCCGCGAAAAGGAAAUAAGCGGAGAAAGGUCAACCACGCAUGUCUUUACUGCCGCCGAAGCCAUAUGACGUGCGAUGAAGGCCGACCGUGCCAGCGAUGUAUCAAACGCGAGAUAGGGCAUCUUUGCCACGAUGAACGUCGUUCCAAGACCCUUGAUAAACUACCAACAACCACACCUUCCCCGUCGACGACUUUUAACGGCACAAGUGUCCCUACUCCUACAUCGGCAACACCCUGGCCGAAACCACAGUAUUUCAACUAUCAGUCAGAGACGCUUGGGAACGAAUUCUCAGUCCUCACCGACUUUCUUGAAACGUUGGACGACGGGUCAUUCUUCGCCGAACCACAAACUCAAACCCAAGGCCCGCUCAUGACCUCUGCAUCGGCCGGCUUCUCGCGAUUCAGCACCACCACCGCUCCCCAACAACCAGCACUGUCACAAACACCUGCUUCACCAACUCCCCAGUCAGCUCCCCCAGCAGUGAUUCCCUCGGCAACCAAGACGGAGAAGUUCUUGCUCACCGCGGCAGAUCAAGAAUCCGGGUCCCGCGACGAGCGGCUGAGUCGCGUUAUUCGGAGCAAAUAUGAAGCAGGCUUGCUAAAACCGUACAACUACGUCAAGGGCUAUGCCCGUCUCAGUCGCUGGAUGGACCGCAAUGUCUCACAAGAAUCGAAGCAACAGAUUUUGCAGCCUCUUUCCGUUCUUCGACCGAAAUUCCGCGCGGUGGCUCAGAGUCUCCGCGACAUAGACCUUGUAUUCAUCGAAGAAGCAUUUGAGCGCAUGCUUCUCGAUUACGACCGCGUCUUCUCAGCGAUGGGUGUUCCCGCCUGUCUAUGGCGUCGAACUGGCGAGAUCUACAAGGGGAACCGGGAGUUCAGUGAGCUAGUUGGCGUCCGUGGCGAGGAUAUGCGUGAUGGCCGAUUAUGCAUCUACGAACUGAUGGCGGAGGAGAGUGCUGUGAACUACUGGGAGAAAUACGGACAUGUUGCGUUCGACUCUUCCCAAAAAGCAGUACUGACGAGUUGUGUCCUGCGAUAUAAACCCGUUUUACCGUCCUCGACUGCCGCACCAAAUGCGGCAUCCGAGGUAGCAAAAGCUGCGAGCGAGCGCGGCAUGGACGACCGACCCCAUGAGUCGCCUGAGCAGGAAGGCGGCUUCAUUAAUUGCUGUUUCUCGUUUACCAUACGACGCGACAAGUGGGGCAUUCCAAGCAUGAUUGUAGGCAAUUUUAUCAGGACGUGA
Molecule: messenger RNA, 1446 nt
Organism: Mycena indigotica
Lineage: Eukaryota; Fungi; Basidiomycota; Agaricomycetes; Agaricales; Mycenaceae
Exons: 6
Coding region: 94-1446 (450 amino acids)
Biological process (GO): regulation of DNA-templated transcription
Cellular component (GO): nucleus
Molecular function (GO): RNA polymerase II transcription regulatory region sequence-specific DNA binding; DNA-binding transcription factor activity, RNA polymerase II-specific; zinc ion binding
Source: RefSeq, a predicted model, not a curated record